GGCGCUUCCCUACAUCACGUGACGCGAGAGGAACCUGCACCUUCUGAGCCAAGGACCAUGAGUUCGAGGCCCCAGGGCUCUGUCUCAUUCCGCCCGAGGACCCGGCCCUAACUGCUUCCUUAGAUUGUUCUCCCCCGCAGGGCUCCGCUCCACCCUGUCCAGAAGGCGCGACCGGAAAGGGUGGGCUUCUCUGGGCCUUGGGAUUUCCGCUGCCAUGGCGUCUCGUGGGGUCGUUGUCGUUGUCUUGCUCUCUGCUCUUCCCCUAUUGUGUCUCGAGCUCCGGCGUGGAGUUCCGAGUCUCGGAAUUAAGGAUCUCAUGUUGCUGUGUGGCCGAAUAUUCUUACUGCUCGCUCUGCUUACUAUAAUCAUUUUUGUGACAACAUCAUUGCUUAACUUAUUUAAAUCUUCACCAGUUUAUCUGAAAGAAGACGACAAAGAAGAGAAGAAUGAGAAAAGACAAAAGCUUAUCAGAAAAAAACAACAAGAGGCCCAGGGUGAAAAGGCCAGCAGAUACUUAGAGAAUGUUUUAAAACCUCAGCAGGAAAUGAAAUUGAAGAAACUGGAAGAGCGCUUUUAUCACAUGACAGGUGAAACCUGGAAGUUAACCCAUGGUCACAAACUUGGGGGCGAUGAAGAUUUGGUGCUUGAAAAAGGGAGUCAGUCAUCUUCUGAAACAUCAAACCGAGAAGCUUCAGAAAGACGGAACUUGCUGAAGCUUUUGACUAAAGUUUCACCACCUGCUCCACAGCCUGCAAAGAAGAAGGUUCCUGAUUUACCUGAAGAGCCUCCUGAGACAGCUAAAGAAGUGGUUACUGUUGCUCUUCGCUGUCCGAGUGGGUGUAUUCUGAGGAGAAGGUUUUAUAAGUCCUGCAGCUCACAGGUCUUAUUUGACUGGAUGAUGAAAAAUGGGUACCCCAGUUCCCUCUACAGUCUUUCUACUUCCUUUCCCAGAAGGCCUCUGGAAAUGGAGGGAGGCUGGUCACUGAAGGAUCUAGGAAUAACUGUGGAUACCAUACUUAAUGUGGAAGAGAAAGAGCGCAGCAUCUGCUAAAGAAAUAAGACCUACUGUUAUGCCAUGACCUUACAGGACAAUAAAGAGUUCACAUUGAAAUCAUA
Molecule: messenger RNA, 1116 nt
Organism: Jaculus jaculus (lesser Egyptian jerboa)
Lineage: Eukaryota; Metazoa; Chordata; Mammalia; Rodentia; Dipodidae
Gene: Ubxn8
Product: UBX domain protein 8
Exons: 8
Coding region: 215-1051 (278 amino acids)
Cellular component (GO): nucleus; endoplasmic reticulum
Molecular function (GO): ubiquitin binding
Source: RefSeq, a predicted model, not a curated record